AUGACAUUUCCUCAAAGUGCCAUGGACAUCCCUCUGCCUCUUAGUAAAUUAGCUCUGCAUUUGGUUAAUCGCGACGACAAGGACAAGAAGUAUGUAGUUCUAGUAGCAACUGGAAGUUUCAAUCCUCCUACUUAUAUGCAUUUACGAAUGUUCGAGCUGGCUAGAGAUGCACUGAAUUCACAAGGCUUCUGUGUCAUUGGAGGUUAUAUGUCGCCUGUUAAUGAUGCGUACAAUAAGAAGGGCCUUAUAUCUGCUGAACAUCGUAUACAGUUGUGCAAUCUGGCCUGCCAGAGUUCAGAAUUUAUAAUGGUUGAUCCUUGGGAGGCAAGACAAGGUAGCUUCCAACGCACUUUAACUGUUCUGUCUAGAGUCAAGGAUUUCUUGUCUGAGGCUGGGCUGAUACCCAGUGAAUCCCUUAAGUGCAUGCUUGUGUGUGGCUCUGAUCUACUCCACUCUUUUGGCAUUCCUGGAGUUUGGAUUGCUGAACAGGUCAGAGGCAUAUGCAGAGAUUAUGGUGUGGUUUGCAUUCGCAGGGAGGGACAAGAUGUUGAUAAAGUUAUAUCAAAUGAUGAAAUUUUGAAAGAGAACAGGGGCAAUAUAAGAAUCGUGAACGAACUUGUACCUAACCAAAUAAGUUCUACAAGAGUAAGGGAUUGCAUUUCGAGAGGAUUGUCGAUAAAAUAUCUGACUGCAGAUGAAGUAAUUGUUUACAUCAGAGAACAUCAUCUCUACUCGAACUCAAAUGACAUGUGA
Messenger RNA from Prunus armeniaca (apricot), 753 nucleotides. NCBI's taxonomy places the organism in Eukaryota, Viridiplantae, Streptophyta, Magnoliopsida, Rosales, Rosaceae. The record is from the annotation of a GenBank genome assembly.